Lobosporangium transversale is the source of this 1291-nucleotide messenger RNA. RefSeq lists its product as hypothetical. The record is from RefSeq and is a predicted model, not a curated record. Bases 256 to 1038 code for a protein of 260 amino acids. The transcript has a single exon. Lineage: Eukaryota; Fungi; Mortierellomycota; Mortierellomycetes; Mortierellales; Mortierellaceae.
GGCACAGAUAUUAUAUAUUUACAUUUACUUGAUGUUUGUCGUUUGAAAUUUUCUUACCUUCACCUUCGACAUUCUUCUUCAUCCGUCAUUCGUCAUUUUUCAUUCUUUUCAUUCUUUUCAUUUUUUACUUCUCUUCAUUCACUCAUUCAUCCAUCAUUCUUCACUCUUCACUUUCACUUUGUCCAUCUCACAGCCCUUUCUUUAACUCUUUUUAUACUGCCUUCUGCACUCAACGUACUAUUAUCUUUCUUAGCCAUGGCAGUGCUAAAAUGGUCAAGAUCUACAUCAAGUCCGUCAAAAGACUUCGUGUGCUUGGAGUCAGACAAUUCUUCCGAUCAUGCACAAAAAAUCUCACUCCUCCUUAAUUCAGAAGUCCAUGAACCCAAUGGUGAUCCGUCUCAUCACCUGACUAUCCAAAGCUCCAAAGCUCCAGUCAAAGAAGCUAAGAAGGCCAACAAGUCCUAUAGUUGUCCUAUUUGCAACCGCAAAACUUCAAGGUCAAUAGACUUUGAACGCCACUACCAGACACAUCUCUCCAAAGAAAAGAGAAGAGUAUGGAUCUGUGAUAGAUGUGGCACCAAAUGUUUUAGGCCCGACACGCUGAAGAGACAUAGGGAUACAAAAAUAUGCAAGAAAAAGGCAUCUCAAUUAGCGUCACAGUUGCCAAGGCAGCUACAAGGUAUACAACAGCUACACCCGUAUAUUGGCUAUCAGGACAAUGUUGAUAGAUUCAACCAGUAUGGCCAAUUGUCAUCCGCGGGUCCGAGUCAGGAACCAGUCUUGGCGUCUAUGCCCUCUGCCAUUCCACAAGGUCCCCACCUCCAGUCUAACCAUGUAAUGCUCGACUCGACUCUGCUUCCAUUCAUGGGUUCAUAUCCGGUGCAUCCCUGGGUACCAACACCCAUUGUCACCUCACAAGGCUACUCCCAGCCUGACCACGCUAGAUUCAACCCGACCCAUAACCAACUUGGAUUCACGGGUGGAAACCAGGGACAAGACUGGAUGCUCUAUGCCGACCAAUGGAAUCAAAGCUUGUAGCACGUUAGCUCAGCUGAAGACAGUGACCAACACUGUGGAUGCUUACUCUGUAUAAUGGGAACCUAAGUCGCCACGAAGAUAGACAUCAGUCAGUGCAAUUGACAUCACACAAGAAAGGGUUCGCUCUUGCUCUAACUGCAUCCAAUAGUUUAUAACGUCCUACCUAUAUAAUUUUUGAUACUAGAUUUAUACUUGAUACUUGAUAGAUUUAUAUGAUACUUGAUGCUUGAUAGAUAUAUAUAUAUAUACAUUG